Messenger RNA from Ochlerotatus camptorhynchus, 853 nucleotides. It is a transcript of the gene Rsph9, whose product is annotated as Radial spoke head protein 9. Gene Ontology annotation, cellular component: axoneme; radial spoke. Gene Ontology annotation, biological process: motile cilium assembly; axoneme assembly; cilium movement involved in cell motility. The transcript has a single exon. NCBI's taxonomy places the organism in Eukaryota, Metazoa, Arthropoda, Insecta, Diptera, Culicidae. The record is from RefSeq and is a predicted model, not a curated record. The coding region runs from base 1 to 846 and encodes 281 amino acids.
AUGAAUCUUGACAACCUGUUCGAUCACCUCCCGUACAUGGCCUACGCCUUUCGAACUUUGUCCACCGAAGAAAGGCUCAAGCUGGAACACUCGCUUCGUGUCCUGCAGCGUGCUCAACGUCUCAACAGUGUCUAUUUCCUUGGAAAGCUCGAAGGUACCGAUGCGGACUACAUCCUGGCAUUCGGCUGUACCGGACGGGACAUUUUCAAGAGCCGGAGACUGUUCUACAGUCAGAACCUUUGUGACUGGUUUUUGCUGCUGGAGCCGAAGCAUUGGAGCGACGAUUGGGACCGCAUAAGAAGCCCAUUUCGAGGAGAUCCGGCUUUCAAUCUGCAAGUGGACUUGGGACCGGAAUUUACUCUGGAUGAGGAUCAAGUUCCGAUCGAGGGUGAACGCAGGCGGUUUAUAGUGAAAGAACAGGACCGGCUGUGGUUCGCAGUGACAAAAGUACUACAAGAGGCGGCCAUCGUCCCACGUGGUGUGCUGUAUCACAGCACGGAAGGCGAUUGUGUCAUCAAUCCAUUUUUUGGUGGGAUGAAUCCGGACGAAAGCAUCAGAAUGGUGAAUUAUCAGCAUUUUCGAAAGCCUAUAAACGACGUAAGGGAGAAUCUGCUGAAGCGAGAGGAUUGCAGCUAUUUCGUGGACGUAUUUGACUCGGCGGCUGAUGGUGCGAUUCCCAAGGAGAAGAAUUUCGUUGUGACACGUGACCGAGAGAGGGAUGUUUUCGUGUUGAAAUCUUUGUACUGGCCUGGGAUGAACAACUUUCAUCGUGUGAAUUCAAGUGUUUUUGGAUUUUUCUACUUCGGUGACGGAAAUAAGAAUUGGGAUCUGCUGUUUAUGCUUUAGUGCGGUU